GCUAGUCACAAAUUAAAUAAAAUAUUUUUCAAUAUUCGCCUUUUUUUAUUUUACACUUCAGAAAUUUUCCCUGAGUGUUCAGAAAAUAUCUCGUGCGUUAUUCUUCCCAACAUUCAAAUCUUCUUCCACACGCACUUUUGAUCGACAAUCCGACAUCCGCACUUUCCAGAUGAGGUUAAGUCUGGCAGUAUUUCCAAGGGUUGCCAUGUUGGACAGUGAAGUUUUUGACAAUUGCACUCCUCAGAAAUUUCCUUUUUUCUAAAAAAUUGUAAUUUGUGAUUUUUCUUCACUGCAUUCAUGAAUUUUCUAGUUUAUCCAUCGUGAGAACCUUUUAGUGGUGCGCGGUGGAUACGGUGUGAGUGGUAGAGUGAAGGUCCGACUUCUCUGCGGACAAUUUUCAGCAACUCCCUGCCCGGAUUAGUUUUCAGUAAUUGUGUAUUGUUAUGGUAAAAACGCGUUGAAAAUCGGAAGAUAAAGGCUUUUUCAGACGAAAAAACAUUACAAAAGUGUUUCAGUGGCAUCAAGGAUGAUAUAUUGAUACUAUUCUUUGCCGCGAAUACAAUGGUUCACCGUGUUUCGAGCAAGGAUGACAUUACUGCAAGUUCAUCUGGCACACGUUUACCUAAAGCACGACCGAGGAAAAGGGAAAGCAGAACCGUGACAAAGACUGUGUCGAGUACAUCAAAUCGGAGCAGCAAAAAUACAUUAGCAGUUGAGAAGGAUGAAAAUGGUGGCGAGGGGAAAGAUGAUUCGGGAUGGACAACGAAAUCAAGAGGACGAAGCAGCAAGGGAUGUGUUCAAGUGUUAUUGGAAGAGCCUUCUGCGAGAAGUGUGCCAUCAGUGGUGGUGGAGAAAGUGAUGCAAAAAGCAUCUUCGGAAGGAAUGGACAAAGAAAAUGAAGAAGAAAAUGUAAGGAGUAGUGAAGUUGAAAGUGAAUCGAGUGACGAAGAAGAUUCCGAUGGUGACACCGAUGAUAAUGUGUCAAUAUCAAAUCUAAUGAGAAAGCAGAAAUGUGAUUUAGAUGAUUGUGUAUCUGAUGGAGUGGCAAAAGCUUUGCACGUUCGUUGUAGUCUUCCACUCCAUCGACUUUCACAUGGUGUUGUGGAGACGCUCACAAAUGGUGGAAAUAGAUCCAAGUAUUCGGGGGAGCCAAGCAAUGGAAAUAAAUUUCUCUGUCUUUUUUGUGAUCGCUCCUUUGUCAGCUACGAAAUUCGUUCUAAACAUGCUGACAGACUUCACAGAUCAGUUGCAGGACGUCGUGCGAGUGCACGUAAUGUGAUGAAUGUUAUGCAAACAGAAUUUGCGGGUUGUCCUUUCUGCAACAACGCAAAAAUCUUUUCUGGUUUCGCCACAGAUCUCGUGGGAUUCUUUCAUCACAUGAUUGAAAAGCAUAGUGAUCGAUACUUUGGCUGUCGAGAAUGUAGUAUCCGGUUGUCCACAAGUGAGGCGUUCCAGAAGCACCGAGAAAGUGUUCACAACAUUAUUCCGGGGGGAGUGCGUGAGACCCCAAAUUUAGGUGAGGUUGAUUUUGAAGACAGUAUUCUCGCAAGUUCCAUUUCCAAGCUGCCCGCGCCGAAAACAAGUGUGGACACAGCUGAGAAUGGAAGCCAUCAAGGACGUAAGAUGAUGACUCGCCUGUCGAAGAUGAAUAAAAAGCAUCAACUGCUGCGAAAUGAAGAACCAAUGCUUUCUCGACUCGGUGUAGCACAGAAUCGAUCACCACGCACACGAAUGGGUAGUAAAGGACGUGUACAGAUUGAUUUACGGAGUGCACCGGAAGCAAGCAGUUGUACAUCAGGACGUAUUAGUCGCUCGAAAAGUGGACGUACAACUAAUACUAGUGGAGGUGGAACCGGUGCAAAUGAAAGUGGAGAUUUUGGCGCCAAUGCCAAUGCAAAAUCAUCUGGAAGCAAGGAGAUACUCAGCAGUAACUUUGAUGAUGACUUUUAUGAAACGGUGAGCGUCAAUGUGAGGAAAAAUCUCAGUUGUUACCUUGAUGGAAAAAUUGGAAGUGAUCCAGAGAAUCCGAGUGUCUACACACGGUUUGCUGAAGCAGUUCCUACUGUUCCCAGCACCGUCGUGAGAAGUUCUUACAUGACUGAUAAUGAGAUUCAUGAGGCCACCUCUCUGAGUGCCAUCACGGCGUUUCCCACCCUUCUCACAGCCGAACAAUAUGGCACAGAGUGUGUGUCUCCCAACAAAAAUAAACGCACUAUCACAAAAAAUUCGUGGAAAUGGAAAUGGGAUUUUGUAAAAAAGUACAAGUAUGUGAAUGAAGGUGGAAAAAUUGUGAAAAAGGUGAAGCAGCAAACGUCAGGAUUAAGAGACUUGUCUAAGCUUGACAUGUGGACUCAGCUCACGAUGCGCACAAAGCAUGAAAUUGUACAAAGAAGUGGUAGUGAUGAUAAGGACGAACGUCAAGUGGACACGGGUGAUGUGGCACGUGAAGAGAAAAGAAAAAUCAUUGAGCAACUGAAUACAAUUCUCGACACUAGACUUCUGCCGCAGAUUGUACUAGAACAAAAUGACCAAAGACUGAUCAAAGUGGAGCCUAUGGACAGCUCUGAGGAGCUAACGGAUUCAGUAGUACCAUCAGUGUCCACGAUUAAUGAGCGGGUUUUGAAUGAGGAGGACAAUUUUGUGGCGACACUGAAUCUCCAGAGGAGCAACAGUGAGAGCGCGGAGAAAAGUCGUGAUGUGAUUCUUAGUGGUGAGUGGGCGAGACCACGUUGUUACGUGUGCUUUGGAUGUGGUGCGAAAUUCGAGACAAUCAAGUCCCUGGAAGAACACAAAAACAACCGCCACCCUCACGUGUACUCCACUCAUUAUGAAAUUGUGGGCCGUGAACUCAUUGAGGGUGAAUUAUACAAACACUUCUUCAUUCCCACCAAGGCCUUACGACGAAAAACAGAGUUUUUGCGUCAGGUGAGCAGUGACGACAGUGGCACUGUUGAGGACUCCAUGGAUAGUACAACAUCUUGUACUAUAUCAACUAAAUGUGAUAGCUUUGACACGGACACAAACUCACGAAUGUCCAACAAAUUCGCUGAGGUGACAGUGUGCACAAAGUGUAAGAAAGAAUGCACAGGAAUGAUGGAUCUCUAUCGGCAUAUGCUCGAUUGCGUUGGUGACUAUGCAUGGCUCAUCGCAAAGAGACGCUUGAGACAUCGAUACUAUGGCAAUCGCUCGCGACGCCGCAGAGCAAAUGCUAAACUUCUCAGAUUUGGAUGCUUAAGAACACCGAAACCCCCUAAAACGCCUGAAAAUCGUGCCAUACCCACACAGAGGAAGCAAUCCCCGCAGACACCACGUACUCGUCCCAGUGACGCGGAUUCCAUUCAGCGAAUGCUGGCAAAUCUACCGGCCAAACGAUCAUCACGAAGUGUUCACCCCGCCAAACCCUUACCUAUGAGACGAAGGAAAUUAAUAGCAAGUGCUACUACAACUAAGUUUACAAAACGUAAUACCAGAACCUCAAUAUUGGCAGCAAAGUCCUCAACAUUGCUUUUGAGGUCAAAGAACAAAUCUGAGGGAAGUAAGCCAAUUUCCAAACACCGUCAACAAUCUGAGAGAGUGACAAGAAGUGGAAAUACUAAAGCUACCCUAAGGAAAAUUGGUAAUCCUAAAAGAGUGACACGAUCUUCACAUUCUCCCAACACUCAUGACGUUCAACUUGAGGGAGUGACAACGCGAAAUAAAACAAAACACUUUGCAACACCCGUUCAAAAGGGUGCCAAGACAAUUCUAAACAAAUUGUCGAAGAAAUAUUCUAAAUCCCAAACAAAGGCACCAACGACAGAGAAAGAUACCAGGCGUUCCAAAAAUCCUUCAACAUCUUUAAUAUCAAAGAAAAGCAGAAAGGUUGGAGAAAAUUAUGAGAAUGGUCAGAAGAAUGGCAAGACAAAAAAGAUAAAAGCUAAUCCAAAAGCAGACAACAGCAAAAAGAAUGUUAUACCAACUGAGAAAGAGGAGCCUUUUUUAGAACAAGUCAACACGAGCGACCAAGACGAUCUUGUCGAGAUAAAGGAUAUUAUGGAUUCUAUCAUAGAUCGUGCUUCUGUUGCUUUUGAAUCUGAAGACAAGGAAAAUGAGAGUAUUCCGAGUACAGUCACAUCGACUCCGUCGAUCUCAUUAGAAGUAAAAACUUUUGAAACACCUGUACACCAGAAAACCACAGAUCAUCAUUCAUUGGUGUCUCCAACAAGUGCAACACCAGGAAAGAAGAGAAUUCGUAAAUUGACAGAUUGUAUCGCUCGUCUCACUGAUAAAAUCCAAGAGAAGUUUGGAAUACCAUUUCUGGAUAAUACUACAAAUAAUAUUCUUGCCAAACCUGCCAUAGACACUGAGUGUGCAACAAUAUCUUCAACCACAGAAGAAGUACAGCUGAAUAAUAAUAAGAAAAGUCAAUUGAUAGACCCCAAAUCAAAAGACGAUGAUAUCGUUCAUGACACACAAAUUACUCAAGUCUCACAGAAGGAUCACAAGUCAUUGGAAGAAGAGAUUAUUAUUAAAAGUGAUCCAAUUGUAGUAGUAAAUUGUGCAUCCGCUUCUAAGGAGAUCAACAAAGUUUUAUCUACAGUUACUAUAACUCCAGAAAUACAUCCUGAAGUUGCAAAAUCCUAUUCAUCGGUAUCAGUUAUACAGCGUGAAGAAGUCACCGACGUGCCAUUGAAUUUAACAGUGAGGAAGCCCAUUGAAGACCCUAAAAACUCACAGCCUAUUUGUCUGGUAAAACAUCCGGAAAUUCUGAAAAUCCCUGUAGUGGCUGGUCAUAUUGGAGGUCGUAUUCAUCCUGGUGAAAUCGAUUGUAAUGUAGUGAUUGACUUGAGUACCAAAUCAGCUAGAACGAUUUCUCAUGGCACAUCAAAGAAUGCAGAAAAAAUUAAUCUUCCUCCGCAAAUGGAAGUUCUUGCUAAUACGCAAGCAAAUUCUGACAUUAUAAGCCAUUCACAAAAUAAUGUAAUAACUCAGUGCAGCGAAAUAUCUAUCCAAACAAGGACUAGUGAAAUAUUGCAUCAACCGCGUUGCAGCGAUGUUAUCAGUCAUCCUCGAAGUACCGAGAUUUUAAAACAACCACGACCGGAAUUAAUAGCGAAGCGUGUUAAUCCCAUCAUUCAAAUUCCACAAGUACCCUUAAAAAAUGUGAAACCUAAACAGAAAAGAAAACCACGUGCUAAGGCAGCAAAAACAUCUAAAACAGGAAAGGAUUUAAAUGUGGACAUAAAAUCAAGUGAAAUAUGUGAAAAUACAGCGGAAAAGAACAAAAAUUAUAACAAUAAUAUUCCAAAUGUAUCACAAGUGAAUUCUGCUCCUGCUACGAAAGCUUCAGAUUCUGCUUCAAUAACGUCAGAUGCCAAACUACAAUCUCUAAUUGUUGCAAAAAGCACGGAUUUAAUAAGUAGACCAGCAGUUUUAAAUGAUAUAACACCAACAGAAGACAAAAUGGCAAGCAGUGGCAACGAAAAUUCAGCAGUGGGGGCAAUAGACACCGCCGAAAAACAAAUCAAGAGUACAGAAAAUGAUAAUUUAAAAUCGAAUUCUCAAGAGAUUUCAGGACAGAAAGAACAAUUAUCAGAUGUAUUGGCAAAAGAGGUGGAAGAUGCCAAUCAAAGUGGUGAGGUGAAUAUUGCAAUUGAUGAACAACAAAUACUGAAAGGGAAGAAAUCUCCUAAAGUAACGAAAGGUGAAAAGUUUGUGUUACUCAACAAGGAACAUAAAGAAAAAGCGCAGGAUAAGCCGCUAAUACAGGUAGAGAAAACCACCUCAAAUAAAAGAAAAGUUACAAUUCUUCAAAAUACUAAAGGAAAGAAUAAAGCGAAAUCUGUAAAAUCUGAAAUUUUAAAUGAAACGACAGUUGAAAAUACAGUUGCAAAGAAUGUAACUAAGAACAAACCUAAAGGAAAAAUUCUGAAAUCUGAGAGUAUUAAUCAGAAGGAAAUUAGAUCAACUGCAAUUAAAAAACGAAAAAACUUGGGAACAAUUGAGAUUGUUGAUAGCAACAUUGAGGACGCCGCUGCAGCCGUGAUAAAGACAGGAGAUAUACAAAUUAAGAGGAGGUUAGAGAUUGUUAUUGAGGACGUUCUUAAAAGCGGCCCCAAGAAAAUUCAGAAUCCCAAUACCAAAGGAAAUGUUGAGGUUGCUGUUGAAAUAGUUAAAUUAGAUUUAUCACUUGCAGAUGAUACAAGAAAAUCUAAUGAAGAAUGUAAGAAAUUGAGUGAUUUCGACAAAAUAUCUGUAAAGGCAGCAACCAAGAAUAUUGAAACACUACAAAAUGAAGGAUUAUCUGUAGCAGUGUCUGAAAAAUUGACUAAUAUAAAUUCCAUGCCUAAAAACGGAGUCAGCGAUUUGAAAAACAAUGGUCCACAAAUCCGUAAUGAAGAUAAACUGACCGCAUCAUCCACACCAGAUAAAGAUAUAUCUGAAAGAAAGAGACAUGAGGAACAAAUGGAAGAUUCUACAAACACAGACAUCCAGAAAGUUCCAAUCAUGCAGGGAAAAGCUAAAAAAGAGUCAAAAGCAAAAGGAAAACGAAAUAAAAAUAAAAUAUGCGAUGACAUACUUGCGAAAGGAUCUCAAAGAGUGGUUGUUUCUGGCGAGAGAGAUACAGUUAAUAAGCCUAUUGUUACAGAAGAACAAUUUAAAGAAAGUGAUUCACUUAAAGCAGCACAUGUAUCCAAUAAAGGAGAAGAAGUCACAACCAAAACGGCUGCAAAAGGCAGAAACAAGGUUCAACCAAAAAUUAAGAAGGUUGAAAAAACAGUCAACAUUGUUAAAUCAGCACUUGAUCAUGGAGAAAAAUUACAAUCGACUGCAAAGCCAAGAAGGAAGGAAAAAAUUGAAAAGACUGUAUUAGAAACGAAAACCAAUGAUGAUGAAUUAGAAGUUUACAAUACUGUUGAACCCUCGAAUCAGAUAAAAACUCUUGCAGAUGCUUUUGAUACACAUCCAGAAGAAGUUAAAGACUUUUCCAACCCCGACAAAGAACAUUCUCUAAAUACAGGAGAAAAAUCCAAACCAGCUCAGAAGCCUAGGAAAAAGAGAAAAAACGAAUUGGCAGCAAUAAUAGCGGAUCAACUAAUGGAGAGCUUCAAAGAAGUAGAUAAAUCAAGAAUUGAUGAGUUGAAGAUUCUUCAUGAUUUAACUUGUGAUGCUAAUUCAAAUGGCGAUGAGUUGUUGGUGUCUAAUGCGAUGGAAAUGGUAACAACGACCAAGAGGAAAGUGACUAAUAAAUCUAACUUCAGUGAUUCUAUUCCGAAUGUUUCUGCCAAGAAGGCUUCUAAGGAAAUUGCCACUGAAAUUACAACUCCUAAAAUUCUAAAGAAUGAAAUUGCAAGUCAAUUUUAUACGCCCUCGGGGCCCUCCGUGAAUGUAGAAACCCAACAACUUGUAGAUGUGCCUGCAAAACCCAAAAAGACGUCCCAAAGUCAGCUUUCAGAACCUUCCAAGAUGAAGAUAAUUUCCAAGGAAAAGAAGGAUGCAGUUAUGAGCAAUUUAUUGAAAAAAUUAGAUGACAACGGCGAAGAAAACACAGAAGAUUCAUCGAACAUAUCAUCUGCAACUUCUAAGAGUUUUUUGAGUAAAAAGAAGAAAAGUUCAUCUAUAGGUCAAAAGAAAAUUGCAUCAACUGAUAUGGAAAUCAAUUCUGAAAAUGAGAUGGCAAAAGCUUCUUUGCAGGAAGUGAAUGAUCGAGUGGCGGAUUCAUUAAAUCUUCUGGCUGUAAUGGACAUGAACACCCAGAAAAGUGUUGAGACUCAUAAUAUUGAGAGCGAUAAAACUAUGAAAUCUACAGAUUGGGUGAGUCGUGUUGUUUCCCUACCCAAAACGUCAACUGAAAAUAACAGUAAAACAGUUCUGUCGACAUCUGCGAAACCCAAAUUCAUUUUAAAACCAUCACGUCUUCAAGCACUUAAAACGACUAUACCUGAUCUUUUUGAUGAAGUGAAAAAUGACAUCGUGAAUGAAGAUUCAACUCAUAUAGAGACGGAUAUUGAGAAAAAAAAUGGAGAGAAUGUAGAAACAGUGGCAAAACUCGUGGAUAAAAUUCGAGAAUCUACAAAUCAAUCUGAUUCUGAUGAUGACACCUGCCUGGCUGAAAUUGCUAAGAGUCUGAAUAACAGAAUUCUUACUUCGGAUGAAUUUACAAAUGUGGCUGAUACUCUUCCUGUAGCAGAAACUCCGAGUGAAAAUCUCAAUCAUUUAAUUAAUUUGACUUCCCAGAACAGAUUGAAUAUAGAGUCAAAUACCGAUGCAGUAGAAGUGGAUGUGGAAAUGGAAGAUGGCAUGAGUGUCUUCACAUCUGCUUCGAUGGAUUCUGGAAUUACAGCAAGUGGUACAAAAGGGGGACCUCAAAAAAUAUCUGUUGUCAAAAAAAGAAAAAUGCGAAGAUCAGUACUUUACAAGUCCAAAAAGCCCAAAGCCAGCAAGAAUACCAUCACUUCAAAUACAGAGCCCAUGUCAUUCUUCUGUGAUAUCUGCAAAAAGGACUUUUCACGGCAAGAUCGUCUUACCAAGCACAAAAUGACAAUUACACACAUAGCAAAAUUGUCAGAACAGGAAUUUCUUGAUGCCCAGAAAAAUCGAAUGGCUGAGGAAAAGGAAAAUGAGUCACAAAAUGUGGAGAACGUUAACAAAACUCCAAUCACAGAAGAGAAGAAGGACAAUGAUGUAGAUGAGAAGGUACAAGAAAUAGAGGAGAACAAGAUUCUUUCUCGAAAUCCCGUGCAAUAUGGAAUUGAACCAAUUUCUUCGCCUGAAUUGGUACAAGUUCCGCCAUCGAUGGAUCGUUAUCCAUCUCCUGUGCGAUCUAUCAAUCCAGGAACACCACGACUCAAUCUCAGUCAGGAGGAGAAGCUCUUCUAUGAGUGCUGCAACAUGUUGAAGGGCUCAAAUAGAAUCGGAGCUCAAUCUGAAAAUAAAUCUCUAACACCGAAAUCGAAUGAGCAGUCAACAAACUGUUUUGGAGGAAGUCAUAAUGCGGUGUACUGUGUUAAAUCUCCGAUGUCUCAUCGUCGAAGCAGUCCUAAACAUGCAUAUCCCAAGAUUGAUAAUAAUCAAUUUAGUGAUAUUUCAUCAGAUUCCAAUCCAAUGUUUUCACGACCAACCAAAUUCGCUCAAUCAAAGGGAGUAUUUGAAGAUGCUGAUUCUGUGAAUAAUCAACUCUCUGGCUUCUUGGCAACUGCUGAGAAAUUCCUCAGUGGCGCUGCCUCGACGUCCAAUUCUAUCUUCUAUAAUGACAAGCUCAUAGAAAGCACUCCGCCCAUAAGUGGAGCCAACCCAAAAGAGCCUAGCCCCACUGGAAGAUCAUACUCUGAAUCUUUCUCCGACAUGGGGGAUAGUUUUCCCUCGUCUCAAGAUGCUAGUGAGAGUGAACAUUACGCGCAAACCAUUUUAGAUCGCUCAGGAAGCAAUAAGGCGAUGGAGAGCGAAGUAUUGGUGAAGGAAGGAAAUGAUUCAUUGGAUCGAAGCAGAAAACUUGUCAAUGAUAAACAUUUAUCAGAGAGAUCUAUCGGAUCACCUAUAAACUCCCGAGCGUCUUCUCAGUGUUCUUCUGUAUCUAAAGUCCGCACAAAGGGUGCUAUGAAAGGAUAUGAUAGCUUCAAAGUCUCUAUACCUACAAAUGGUCUUGACUUGCAACAGGCUCUUGUGAGAAAUCCUCAUGUGAAUUCAAAAUUGGCCACUCUAGCUGAUAUUGCACUGAGUACAGAUAUCCCGGUUAUUACUAAAGAUGCAGUGUCAUCCAAACAGGAGGAUUCUAUCAAACCCUGUGAGUUUCCUGUCCCUGUUGAAGAGUCUGCGGAAAUAGAAAAUUUAUCGAAAAAUGCGAAAGUCAAGAAGACUAAAGAUGAUGUUGGUAAUAGAUUGGGAUUUAGAGCGAAGAAGAGGACUUCAAAUAAGGACUUAAAGGAUAAAGUUGACUCUGGAAGGGGUGAUAAAGCAUUGGAGAAAAACCCCUUAGAUGUGUAUGAAUUUGAAGAAUCAAAAGAUUCUGUUGAUACACCAAUUCUCCCACUCUCCAAGAGAACAAUCUUCAGGCCAAAUACCGAAUUAGAUUCGACAAAGAAUCCCCAAACGGAGAAAGUGUCAGGAGUGGAAAAAAAUAAGAACCCGGAGGCAGAAGACAAUGCUAGCCAAAUGUCAUCGACGAGUUUCUCUGAUCGAGAUGACUUUAACUAUAAUUCCAAUUUGAGUGAUAGUGAUUCUGAAAUUCCUUCCGCAUCUCCCAAAUUACCAGCAGCACCGGGAGUUGUGAAAAAGACAAAAAAAUUACCAGAUCCAGCACAAAAGAAAUCACUUAUUAUGGGGAGAAUCUUCAGAAAUGCCCAGAAGAAUCGACCAACAAACGAUGUAAAAACCACUUCCUAUGAAAGUGAGAAUUCGAAAAAACCUUUCCUUCAAAAGCAAGAGUUGGACAAACUCUUUGAUAGUCUCAAAAGUGAUGUAAAUAGUGAAGACAAGGAUGAAGCAAUUGAAGAGCCACAGAAAUUUGAAGAAGAAAAUGAAUCAAAUACAGAUAGUGUGGGGCGUUCAAAGAAGUCUUCCACAUCGGCAGAAGCUCGUCGAUCAUCUGCCAAUAGAAAAUCUCGUGAAUUGGCGAUGUUUGAAGCUGAAUGGGGAAUGUCUCUGGAGCAAAUUGAAGAGAUUAUUGGAAUUGGAAAGAGAAAGAGUCAGCGAAAGUGUGCUGUUGGAAAACAGAAAAUCUUGGCGGAGACGUGGAGCUCAGACGAGUAUGAGGAAUUUCAGUCUACCAAGGAUAUAAUAGCACUGAUCCAGGAGAAAGAAUUGAAAUCUAGUCAGCGGGCAUUGCGUAAUCAACGACGACGAGAGAGUCAGAGAAAUCAAACUGUGCGUUCUCAGGAUAACACAAAAGUGGAUCAUAUUGAGGAAUUGGGUGCAGAAACUUGGGAUGUUCGUCGUGCACUUGGACUGGAGUAUAAGAAGGCUCGUGGGAGUAAAAAAGCUGUCCGAAUAGCAGGUGGGAGUGACGUGGAGACCUCACAAAAAACGCAAAAUCCACCAGAAAGGCCAGCAAAAAUAAAGAAACGUCGUCAGACAUUUGCUUUUCAUGCAACUGAGCCAUCGCCAGAGAGAGAUAUUCCCAUAAGGAAUGCUGGUAAACGGAGGGGAUCUGCUAUUAUGCGAGGCUCUACGUCGGACGGAGAGUCUGGUGGGAGGAAGCCAAAAAAGGUGAAAUUCCCAGAGUCUUCGAAGGAUAAAGAUGACGCAACAUGGACCCCAUCGCGUCCAAUGGCGCGUAGCAAGAGAGUGGCCUCCGAGAUGCUGUACUAUUGGUCGUCAUCCAGUGAUGACGAAUUUGGGCGCAUCAACAACAGUCGUGACGACGAUGAUGACUUAUCACAGGACGGAGAGGUUCUGCAGCAGCAUGGAUGGAUUGUUGGAGAUUCUCAUAAGAAACUUGUGACACUCUUAGCGCACGCAAAGGGUAAGAAGACAGAGGAAUGCAGUGUAAAGGAGACCUCAAGUGGAAAUAACAAGAAGAAGUCCUAAUUUUAGAAUCAUGCAUACUAAAAAUACAGUGGCAUGCAAGAGUUUCAAAAUAAUGGUAUUUUUGUACGAAUGAUAUGUUAUGCGCCGAUUUUUUUUUAAAUUGCAUUUAAGAAUGGCCCUACUCUUUCUACCCUACCAAUUUCUAGGGAGUAUAAUGUAUAAAACAACGUUUGUGUUCUUAUAAAAUUACCUUCUAGGACUGAUUUCCAAUAUCAUAUUAUAUUCUUUAACAUAAUUAAAUACCAUUCCUUUUUAAUAUAUGAACGUACAUACACCCAAAUAAAUUACAUGAACCUGCCCUGAACUUUUUAGAGUUCUCUAAAUAGUCUGAAUUUUUUUUUAAUCUGUAACUGCGCAAAUAAUCCAUGUAGAAUCUUUCUUUUAUUAAGCAUAUCCAGAAUGAAAAAUAUUCUUGUAUAGAACUUUGAAAACAGCGUUUCGAUACUCUUGCUAACCACUGUAAAAUAUAUACGGACACAUUUCAUGAAUUAGAUUGAAUCUUUGAGUAAAGCUAAGUUCAAAAUUACAGUAAUAUUGUAAUUGUAAAGAAUUUUGAUGAUCGAUAAACACUAAACGUGUUUAACUGUCAUUUGUGUAAUACACUCUCUGUGUAGGAUAAUGAAAGUAUAUAAACAUUACUACGUAUUGUAAUUAAUAAUGAAUACAAUGUUAAUUUUCAUCAAUAUUAAAUAGUAGGGGAAGAAUACUUUGAAAAGAACAUUGAAUAGUAAAAGAUAUUCUCUAUAUAGAAAUAGAUUGAAUAAAAUGGCCAUUUGUAAAAAAUAAAACAGCAUAUGAUAGAUGUAUGUAAAACUAAAAUCUUUAAUUUGUGAUAGUUUUAGGGGAAAGAGUUUUAAAAUAAGAGAAAACAUUAACAAAUGCAAAGUGUGAGUAUCGAAGAAAGUAGUUUAAAAGGAAAACUGCCAUAAUCAUGAUUUUUAGAAAAAUAGAGAAAAAAUAUAAGAAAAUGCACUGAAUUAUGUAUGUAUUAAAAAAAAUUUUUGUCCUAAUCUUGUUUGCAAUUAUAUUUUUGGGGAUAAAAAGCAAGAUAAGAGGAAAGUCUAAGUGAAGAUAAAAGGUACCAAUUGAAAUAUAUAUAUAUAAAUCAUAUUUUAGUAGCAUUGACAUUAGACAUUAGAUGUUAAUUUCUAGGGAAAGAGAAAAAAAUGAAUAUGACGGAAAUGUAUUUUAUUUAUGUUUUCCUAUCGUUUUUUGUACAUAAAGUCUUUCUUGAAAGUAUCAAUCGCAAGCGCAAGGCUAAUAUUAUUUCACAAGAAAUGUAAGUGAAAAAGCUAAACAUAAAUGGUUAUAUGUAGUUGAGGUUCAGAAACAAUACACCGCCUAAAUUUUGUUCAAAUUGAUAAAAGAUCAUUGAACAAAUAUUUAUUUGGUGAAUAUGAGACAAGAAAUAGAAUUAUUGAUGCUAGAAUAAAUGAACAUAAAAAUAUUUCUACCAAUUUUACCAAAAUAAAUUGUAUGUUUUGCAAUAAAUCAAAUUAUAUAAUGAGAAAUGGAAACACAUAACAUUGUAUGAGUGAAUCUAUAAAAGAGGAAUAAAUAUGAAAAAUCAUUGAA
Molecule: messenger RNA, 13080 nt
Organism: Phlebotomus argentipes
Lineage: Eukaryota; Metazoa; Arthropoda; Insecta; Diptera; Psychodidae
Exons: 5
Coding region: 562-11505 (3647 amino acids)
Source: RefSeq, a predicted model, not a curated record